GAAAGGAAACUGUAAAUGAUCUUUUUCGAGUAGAAUGGAUGUUGUAGAAACAUACAUUAUGAGAAACAUGCAGUGACAUGCACUGGAUACACAAAAGAAAGUAUCGUUAUCUUGUGGGAGACUCGUGCAGUCAUAGGCUACCUUUAGCCAGACUGGUUUCUGUUGACGUCUUUAAAACUCCUCCUCUUCAUUCACGGAGAAGAGCAAAUAGUAUGAAAUGUUUAGCAUGGCCGCUGUUCUCAGGAGUGCCGAUGUUCAACUAAUACUUAGAUCUUAGUGUAAAUACAUUAAGCUGGCAGAUAUAUAGUAAACAGUAGUCUAGUACAAUUUAAAGCAACUCUGACAGCUCCUCCAGUAUUUCCCCAUGAGUCGAGUCUGGAUCUACCUGUUCCCUGCGCUAUGUGCGCUUGUCUUGCCAGGUGUACAUCAGGUGAAGGGAAUUGAGGUGCUUACGUCCUCAGAGUUGGAGGCAGUCAAUGGGACAGAUGUACGGCUCAAAUGUACAUUUAAAUCUACCCAUCCGCUCUCUGAAAACAGUGUCUCUGUAUCCUGGAUCUUCCGAGGACUUGGAAAGACGGGAGAAGAAUCGUUUUUUCAUUACAAAGGACAGGCAUAUCCCCCGGAAGUUGGCACAUUUAAGGAUCAUGCUGUAUGGUCUGGUAAUGUAAUGAAGGGUGAUGCAUCCAUCACGCUGAAGAAUGUGCAGUUCCGCUUCAAUGGUACCUACAUCUGCCAAGUCCAAAAUCCGCCUGACUUCCAGGGCUUUGCAGGCGAGAUCAGUCUCAGAGUCGUUCAAAAAGUUUCAUUCUCUGAAAUUGGAAUACUGGCGAUAGCUGUGGGUGGAUGCAUUGGUGUCAUUCUCCUGAUCCUCAUCAUUUAUAUUGUUGUGCGGGUUUUCCGGAGACGGGGCAAUGACACGGAUAUUGAGAUGGAGAACCACGGAUCCAAGGAUCAGGUGCUGUGAGAGAGGA
Messenger RNA from Carassius carassius (crucian carp), 971 nucleotides. RefSeq names its product myelin protein zero-like 2b (gene mpzl2b). Lineage: Eukaryota; Metazoa; Chordata; Actinopteri; Cypriniformes; Cyprinidae. The transcript is spliced from 4 exons. Gene Ontology annotation, biological process: cell-cell adhesion. The coding region runs from base 365 to 964 and encodes 199 amino acids. Gene Ontology annotation, cellular component: membrane. The record is from RefSeq and is a predicted model, not a curated record.